AAUGAGCCAAGGAAGAAAUAACAAUCAACCAUUUAAUUUAGGAAGUAAUGCUUCUGAAUUUGAUCAAUAAUUUCUCUUUUAAAGGUAUAACAUUACUUCUACAGACUACUAUAAACAUUUUAUUGUAUUUAAUGAUAUCCAUAUAUAAUAUUUUGAUAUACCUAUAAUUAUAUUAGCAAUCAACAAUUAUUACAGAUGUUUACUCCUGAAAUGCAACAAUACCUAUUGAGAUAACUAUUAAAUCCAAACCUAUUAUAAUGCAUUAAUUAAAACUAAUAAUUAAAGGAUUGCUUUCAAACCUCCAAUUUACUAAGUAAAGAUAAUUAUGCAUUUCAUACUUACAAUAUAUCAUAUAUAUAUAUGUUUGUUUGAUUAAUUUAUUAGAUUUUUCUGCUUUAAUGAAUGGGAUUGAAAUGUUAUCAUUUCUACCAAAUCCAAUUUAAACAUAACCAUAACUAAAUUUGUUAAGCAAUAGAUAAUAGGAGAAUUCAAGUCGAAAGAUAAAAUAUAAUGCAAUUAAUCCUAUAACAGUAGAUGAUGAUGAACCAGCAUAAACUAUUAAAAAAUGUUAUAAUUCAUAAUGUAAGAAUGUUGGAGAUAAGAAAAUUAAAUCUAAAAGGAAUGAUAUAUUAUUCUUUUGUGAUAAAUGUUGUAAAUUAUAUAAUAAAGGAAAUUAUUGUGAUUUUUGUGAAUAAGUAUUACUAUCCUAAUUUUAUUUAUUUAAGGUUUAUGGCUCUUAUGAUGAUGAAGCUGGUUGGGUUUAAUGUGAUUAAUGUUAAAAAUGGGUAUAAUAUAUUAAUAAUAAUUAAAAAUAGAAUCAUAUUACUUGUGAAUAAAAAUAUAGAAAUUAAAAUAUUGAAAAUGAAUCAGAAACUACUCCUUAUCAUUGUUUAGAUUGUUCCAAAAAUAUAAAGAAAACAAAACCAUUGAAAAUAUCUGAUGAAUUUAUACCUCCAAAAUAUCAUCCUAUACAUGAAUAAGAGGAUUGUAAAAAUAAAGAAAAAAAUAUUACAUUUGUAGCUACAAAAGACAAUAAAAUAUAAUAUAGUAAAAUAUAUAUAUAUAUUAAAUAAUUAGCAUAUAGAUUAAACUUAUUUGAUGAUGAAAUUAAAUUAGAUUUAGAUCUACUUCGAAAUUCGAUUAAAAAGACUAAAAAAAUAUAAUUAACAUCUCCUCCUCAUGUAUUACAAUAACAUGUAAUAUCGUCUUAAUAAUAAAGUUAGUUAUUGUAACAGUAAUAAGAAGUAAGUAUUCAAUUCUAAUGAAAAAACUUAGGAAUAAUCAUAAUUGAGUAGUAGAAGUUUGAGAAGAAGAAUUAAUUAGAGAUUAAAUUAUAGAGAUUUAGUUGGGGAACAUUGA
Messenger RNA from Paramecium pentaurelia, 1359 nucleotides. NCBI's taxonomy places the organism in Eukaryota, Ciliophora, Oligohymenophorea, Peniculida, Parameciidae. The record is from the annotation of a GenBank genome assembly.